Messenger RNA from Trypanosoma rangeli, 1131 nucleotides. Its product is annotated as phosphatidate cytidylyltransferase-like protein. The record is from RefSeq and is a predicted model, not a curated record. Bases 1 to 1131 code for a protein of 376 amino acids. The transcript has a single exon. Gene Ontology annotation, biological process: CDP-diacylglycerol biosynthetic process. Lineage: Eukaryota; Euglenozoa; Kinetoplastea; Trypanosomatida; Trypanosomatidae. Gene Ontology annotation, cellular component: plasma membrane. Gene Ontology annotation, molecular function: phosphatidate cytidylyltransferase activity.
AUGACGUUGUACAAAGUGCGGAUUGUGUCUACAAACAUUUACACCAUGAAGAGGGAUACGAAUCUUUUUAUCCGGGCCACCACCAUUGCUUUCGUUGGACCCACAGCAGUAGCUCUAGCGGCGUACAGCAAAUACACAUGCGCCCUGCUUAUUUGGUGUUUUUUCUUCUUUGGGAUGCUGGAGUGGUCAGGCAUAAAGCGACACAUUAAAGUGGCGCUUCUGCGGGAUAAUGGGCAAGGAAUAAAUGACGUUGUACAUGAGGAUCUUCCAAAGGAGUAUGCCGCACCAGUGGCCCCGCAUAACACCUUAAUCAUCACCAAAACGCUUGUUUCAUCUCUUAUUAUAGUUGCGGCUUGUAUGGGGGUGGAUGGGUUUCUACUAUUCGGGGCCUUUUACUUCCUUGGGUUGACCAUUUUCACGUUGUGUGGCCAAUGCAGAAUAGAUUUGGGAUCAUUCAUCUGCCGACAAACAAUGAAUGAUUUAGUGACUCAAGCUAAGCUCAACGAACAAGCAGUUUUGUGUCCGGACAGGUCAGUCAACAUAGUACGCUCACUAUUUCUUAAAGAAGAACUCCGCGUGAUGGAUGAGAAGCAAACAUCAGAGUUAUUGCUGAAUUUAUGUCUGGAAUACUUUGGCUUUGUUUGGAUUGCUGGAGUGGUGUAUCCUAUACUUGCUUACGACAUAGACGAUUCAGGGAGACCGUGGAUUUUGGCCGCACUUGUGAGCAACUUUUCGGUUGACAUUGUGGCAAUGUUGGUGGGACGUUCAAUGAAGGGUAUGACACACCCGUUGCGCGAGGCUAUUAGCCCUAAAAAGUCAAUCGAGGGGGCUGUCUUGGGGGUCAUUGCCGGCGCUGGGGUAUUUGUUUUGCUUUUGCACCUUGCCCGCGGUGGCGGGACCCUCGCGCAGAGUUGGGGAUUAUCCCUUCUCUAUCUUAUUGUCGGUGUGCUGCUGGGGGUGAUGGGAGUCAUGGGUGACCUCCUGCAGUCCCUGUUGAAGCGAACUGCGCGGGUAAAAGACUCAGGACACUUAAUGCCAGGCCACGGCGGCGUGCUUGAUCGCAUUGAUGGGCUUCUUGUCGUAUUUCCAACGAUGUACUGUUGCAUGCGUGUUAUUGAACUGCUUUACUGA